Molecule: messenger RNA, 711 nt
Organism: Pediculus humanus corporis (human body louse)
Lineage: Eukaryota; Metazoa; Arthropoda; Insecta; Psocodea; Pediculidae
Product: Neural/ectodermal development factor IMP-L2 precursor, putative
Exons: 3
Coding region: 1-711 (236 amino acids)
Cellular component (GO): neuron projection
Source: RefSeq, a predicted model, not a curated record
AUGAAUAAUUCUCCACCGGCUCGCAUAAGCGGUUUUAGAGCAAAAGACUGGAUAAAAAUAUCUCGAGCACCUUCACAGGUUAUCAACACUCAAUUGGGUGAUAAAGUCGAACUCGAAUGUGAGGUUCUAGGUAGUCCAGCACCUGAAAUUCAAUGGUAUAAAGGUAGCCAAUUGAUUCAAGAGACUGAAAGAAGCGUUCUUAACAACGAGCUACAAGAUUCGUACCACGACAAAGCAGGUUUGGCUAAAAUCAAAUCCAGGUUCAUCAUAGAUUGCGUCACGUCGAAUCACGGUGGUUUUUACACGUGCGUUGCAAGAGCCGGUGUUAAAAAAAUAAAAUCCGAACCGAGUUUGCUACUUAUUGAAGGUGGAAGUAGCGAAUCGUGUAAGGAAGCUAAAAAUGAAAAAUUACAACCCCCGAGAAUAAUAAGUUGGAAUCCAACGGCUAUGGAAAAUAUGGGAGUCGAUGUUUUGCUACCAUGUGCAGCCGUUGGAAAUCCAACACCGGAAAUAUAUUGGCUGGACCAAGACAAUAACGUUGUCAACAAUUUCCGGUUUAGAGUUUUAAACAAUGGAGAUUUAGCCAUUUACCGGUUGGCAUGGCCCGAUAUGGGUCAAUAUAAAUGCGUAGCUGAAAAUAGUUUGGGUAGAGAUUCCGUGACGACAUUUAUUUAUCCAGUCCUGGUAAGUUUUCUUUUAUCCAAACUUUAA